Mobula hypostoma (lesser devil ray) is the source of this 1038-nucleotide messenger RNA. Its product is annotated as T-lymphocyte surface antigen Ly-9-like. The transcript is spliced from 6 exons. The coding region runs from base 1 to 1038 and encodes 345 amino acids. Lineage: Eukaryota; Metazoa; Chordata; Chondrichthyes; Myliobatiformes; Myliobatidae. The record is from RefSeq and is a predicted model, not a curated record.
AUGGCCAGGACAGCUUCUGGGAGCCUCUCCGGCGUCACGAUUAUUUACCUGCUGUUGAGCGAUUCGGGAGUUCUGGCAGAGACCGAUGGGAAUCCAACUGCUCGUCGUGUGGUGAAUGGGACACUGGGACAGUCAGUCACUUUGCCAGGAAAUGUGCCAGGAGAAAGCAUUUCAUUCAUUACUUGGGACUACAUAUAUUCAUCUAAUCAAAAAAUGGUUCAAUUAUGUGUGAAAUAUAAAAACAGCCCAAUAACUUGUAACAGAGAGAGGAUGACAUUAAACCGGAAGGACUGUAGCCUGGAAAUACAGAACCUAACAGACAGUGAUGAAGGUCUGUAUGAAAUAAUUGCAAGGACCAAUACAGAUCUCCAUCAUGAAGUGACGGAACUGCGAAUUUAUGAAUCUGUAUCAACACCAGUAAUAAAGAGCAGCAAGUUCAACUCAGAUGAGGUAUGUAAAAUUAGUUUGCGCUGUUCACUGGAGCAUGGCACGAAGCCAGUUUUCACUUGGUGGACAGGAGGUGAUGAGGUCACGGCCGAUGAGUCACAUGUACUGACUGACGGAGGGAGAAGACUGGAAUUGUCCGUAAGGCUGAGUGAGAACAACGCAGUGUACAACUGCACAGUGAGGAACCCUGUCAGUGAGGCAGCUACGAGUGUGGAUCUCAGAAGGCUCUGUCUGGUCACUGAAGGUGAGAAGCUACUGAGGCCACUCCACAUUCGUUUAAUUACUACCAUUGCUCUGAAAGCUUUCAUCACUGCAAUUGUUUUUGCUUUGUGUUGGAAGAGAGAACUCAAGUUCAAUAAAGCUUCUGAUACUGAAAGGAGAAGUAAAUCGGUGCUGUAUGCUGUGACCAGGAGAACAAACAUUGCCAUGGACCAGCCACAGAGACAUUUACAUCAACUGGAUGCCAAUGUAGGACAUCAAAAUCCAAGGGCACAGCUCACAACGAUAUACGAUGAGAUAAAAUACAAUCCUGAUUUGAACACAUCUUUGGCUGGAACGAACAUGGAAGAGAAGUUCAGCACUGAACAUUGA